Messenger RNA from Cynara cardunculus var. scolymus (artichoke), 2780 nucleotides. RefSeq names its product pentatricopeptide repeat-containing protein At2g27610. NCBI's taxonomy places the organism in Eukaryota, Viridiplantae, Streptophyta, Magnoliopsida, Asterales, Asteraceae. The record is from RefSeq and is a predicted model, not a curated record. Gene Ontology annotation, biological process: RNA modification. Gene Ontology annotation, molecular function: protein binding; RNA binding; zinc ion binding. The transcript has 2 exons. Bases 1 to 2598 code for a protein of 865 amino acids.
AUGAAUCUGCAAAAGCUCAAGUCUUUCAGAAAGCUUCACAUUUGUUAUUACAAUCAAUGUUGUUCGACACAAUCAUUUGCUUCUACAAUCGAGAUAGAAACCCAACCUUGCGUCUUCCGUGAUGCGGCCAACCCGUUCGACGGAAUGCCCCAGAAAGAUGUUUCUGGUGCUAACCAUAAUCACUUGCUUUUCGAGUAUGCUCGAACCAAUAACAACUUUCAAGCUCUUAAACACUUUCUGGGAAUUCGACGUUUGGGUUUACAGGUUAAUGGGGCAAGCUUUUCUUGUGUUUUAAAGAUAUGUGGAAGCUUGUGCGAUCAAAUAUCAGGCAAGCAAAUACAUUGUGAUUGUAUUAAAUAUGGGUUUGUUGAGGAUGUUAGCGUUGGUACUUCUCUCAUUGAUAUGUACACAAAAACGGAAGGAGUGUGGAUGGCUGAGAAGGUGUUCGAUGAAAUGCCUGACAGAAAUGUGGUGUCUUGGACUUCAAUGCUUACGGGAUAUUCGUCGACAGGGAUGCACGAUCGGGCUGUAGAACUUUUCUUGCAGAUGCAAGUUGAAGGAAUCAAACCUAAUCCAUUUACGUUUGCUACUAUUCUUGGAGCUUUGGCCGACAUUGGUGCAGUGGUGAAAGGAAUGCAGGUACAUACCAUGGUUGUCAAAUUUGGUUUUGAGCUGACCACAUAUGUAUGUAAUUCUUUGAUUAGUAUGUAUUCAAGAUCAGGGAUGAUUAGAUGUGCAAUAGCAGUAUUUGGUGGUAUGGAGGUUAGAGAUGCAGUUUCUUGGAAUGGAAUGAUAGCUGGUCUGGUGACGAAUGGGAAUUAUUUAGUUGCCCUUGAUCUGUUCCAUAAGAUGAGGCUUUCGGGAGUGAAGUUAACGCAACCGAUCUUCGUAACGAUCUUGAAGUUGUGUGCUAACAUCAAAGAAAUACAUUUAGCGAAACAACUCCACUGUGUUGUUUCUAAGAACGGAAUGGAAUCUGACCCUAAUCUCAAAACUGCACUUAUGGUUUCAUACACAAAGGGGUGUGAAAUGGAUGACACGUUGAAGCUAUUCAGUACGAUGAACGGGGUUAGGAACGUGGUGUCAUGGACAGCAAUGAUUGGUGGAUAUAUGCAAAACGGGUGUAUCGAGAAAGCAGUGAAUAUAUUUCGUCAAAUGUGUAGAGAAGGUGUUCGGCCAAACGACUUCACCUAUUCCACCAUUCUUGCUGCUCAUCCCACAAUAUCUCCAUUCCAGAUUCAUGCCCAAGUUAUCAAGACAGAUUAUGAAUCAAUAACUUCAGUUGGCACCGCACUUUUAGAUGCGUAUAUGAAGAUCGGAAACAGGAAUGAUGCAAUAAGAGUUUUCGAAACGGUGGAAGAAAAGGAUAUUGUUUCGUGGUCGGCUAUUCUAGCAGGAUACGCGCAAUCUGGAGAUGUUGAUGGGGCUGUGGGAGUAUUUCGCCGGUUAGCUGAUAAUGGGGUUAGACCAAACGAGUAUACGUUUUCAAGUAUCCUUAACGUGUGUGCUAGUCCAAUGGCGGCAGUCGAGCAAGGGAAAAGGUUUCACGUUGGAGCAAUUAAAGAAGGAUAUAACAACGCUUUAUGUGUAAGCAGUGCUCUGGUUACCAUGUAUGCAAAACGAGGAAAUAUCGAGAGUGCAAACAAAGUUUUCCAACGGCAACCAGAACGAGACUUGGUUUCGUGGAACUCGAUGAUCUCGGGAUACGCACAACAUGGUUACGGGAACAAAGCUCUUGAGAUAUUUGAGGAAUUGCGAAAAACAAAGUUGGAAAUGGAUGAUAUAACGUUUAUUGGCGUGAUUACUGCAUGUACUCAUGCAGGAUUAGUCGAAGAAGGUGAAAGAUACUUCGAUAUGAUGGUAAAAGAUCUUCAUAUCGAUCCAACAUCCGAACACUAUUCGUGUAUGGUCGAUCUGUAUAGCCGAGCAGGAUUACUGGAAAAAGCUAUGGCUCUCAUAAACGGCAUGCCUUUUCCUGCUGGAGCAACGAUCUGGCGAUCUCUUCUGGCGUCUUGUCGUGUUCAUAAAAACUUGGAGCUCGGAAAACUUGCAGGAGACAAGCUUUUGUCACUUCGGCCACAAGACUCCGCUGCUUACGUAUUGCUAUCGAAUUUAUACGCUACGACCGGUAACUGGCAAGAAAGGGCAAAAGUUAGGAAAUUGAUGGAUGAAAGGAGUGUGAAGAAAGAAGCCGGAUACAGUUGGAUCGAGAUCAAGAACAAGACGUAUUCGUUUGUUGCAUGGGAUACUUCCCAUCCUUCAUCGGAUCUUAUUUACGAAAAACUGAAAGAAUUAAGUUUGCGGUUACGGGAUGCUGGAUAUUUGCCAGAUACAAGUUAUGUUCUUCAUGAUGUUGAAGAUGAGCAUAAGGAAGACAUUCUUUCUGGGCACAGUGAGCGAUUAGCGGUUGCUUUUGGACUAAUCACGACACCUCCUGGCGUUUCAUUGCAGAUCAUGAAGAACCUUCGAGUUUGCGGUGACUGCCAUACUGUUUUCAAGUUGAUAUCUAAGAUCGAAGGAAGGGAAAUAAUCGUAAGGGAUUCGAAUCGGUUCCACCAUUUCAAAGAUGGUGUAUGCUCUUGUGGAGAAUAUUGGUGAUCGAAGCCGAGCCUUCAAAUCUGGGAGUGGAAUGUAUAUAAGCUUGUCAAAUCGCCGCCGGAUAGCCUGAAAUGAUCAUCCGUUAGUAAUUGCUUUACUAAAGGUCAAUGAGAUGAAUAUGAAGGCUCACUGAAGCUUACUAACAAACAACAAAGGCUCACUGAAGCUUGCUAACCAGUAAA